AUGACCAGAAGAGCCGGACGUGGUAUCUCUCUCUCUUGUGAGCAAGUUCGAACUGUUCAUCAACCUCCACCUUGGAGACCCGCGUACUCUCUUGACCAAUGGGUUGCAAAAGAAGCUCGGCCUAUUAGCUUGAGACAGCUGAUGGUAUUUGGGCGAACCCUAACAGAGAGCCGCUUGAUUAGCUCUGCCAACUACGUCCGAACUGAGCUACCCACAAGACUUGCUCACCGGAUAAGAGACAUGCAAACCCUCCCAUACGUUGUUGUCACGAACCCCCACAUCAGUCAGGUCUACGAGUUGUACUACAAAGCUUUCGAGGGACUGAGAAGGAUUCCGGAAAUCAAGACUUUAGAUGACAACCAAAGGUUCUGUGAGAAGGUGGGGCAGAAUCUGCAGGAGCACUUGACGGUUAUCCCAAAACUGGCCAUGGGUGUAUUGGAAUGUCGAGAUUUGAUGAGACCAGAGGAUAUGGAUAAAUUUAUGAAUACGAUACUUCGCUCCCGUAUAUCUCGCCGAGUUAUAGCAGAGCAGCAUAUCGCACUUACCGAGACAUUUCACAGUCCACACCACUUCCCAGAGACACCUCUUCGUGAAGCGGAGUUCGUCGGCGAAGUACUUGUAAAAUGCAACGCCCAAGAGGUAGUAAUGCGCUGCGGUCAAGAAGUCGCGUCUCUUGCCUCAGCAGCCUACGGGCCGUCAACUCUUCUCCCAGAGAUCAGACUCACCGGCCACCUAAGCGCAACAUUUCCAUAUAUACUGAGUCACAUCGAGUACAUAAUCGGCGAACUCCUCCGCAACUCCCUCCAAGGCCUAGUAGAAAAGCAAAAAUCAAACCCAGGCCCACCAACUCAACCACCACCCAUCGAAGUCACAGUCUGCGAAGCCCAACAACACGUUAUAAUCCGCGUUUCCGACCAAGGCGGCGGUAUCCCCCAGGACAUCCUCCCCCACAUCUGGUCCUUCAGCAAAGGCCCCCGCUCCCUCUCAACCCUUCAAAACCUAAACCAAGUCCCCAAAAUGGCCGCCACAUUACAAGAACUACGACCGAACCACCCCUCGCCCCUCUCACCACCAAGUCCAUCCGCGAGCUCCCUCCCCAAGUCCACCGGCACGCCGCCAACCAAAACCGGUGUCCUCAUGCACGAUUCCAGUCUCGCUUCUUUAAGUUCUCGUGAUCCGAAUUUAAGAUUAGGCAUGGGUCUGCCGUUGAGUAGAGUGUAUGCGGAGUAUUGGGCUGGGAGUCUGGAGUUGCAUAGUCUGGAGGGGUAUGGUGUUGAUGCGUUUUUGCAGAUUAGUAAGUUGGGGAAUAAGAAUGAACAGCUUACUAUGAGGGCUAGUAUGGAUGCUGUGUAG
This is a messenger RNA of Glarea lozoyensis ATCC 20868, 1353 nucleotides long. RefSeq names its product alpha-ketoacid dehydrogenase kinase, N-terminal. Gene Ontology annotation, biological process: regulation of glucose metabolic process; protein phosphorylation. Gene Ontology annotation, molecular function: pyruvate dehydrogenase (acetyl-transferring) kinase activity. The record is from RefSeq and is a predicted model, not a curated record. The transcript has 4 exons. The coding region runs from base 1 to 1353 and encodes 450 amino acids. Lineage: Eukaryota; Fungi; Ascomycota; Leotiomycetes; Helotiales; Helotiaceae. Gene Ontology annotation, cellular component: mitochondrion.